UCUGGCCAUCCAUCCUGACAAGAUCCGGAUUGCUACAGGACAGAUCGCAGGAGUGGACAAAGAUGGACGGGCGCUACAGCCCCACGUUAGGAUCUGGGACAGCGUCAGUCUGUCCACCCUGCAGGUCGUUGGUUUGGGGACAUUUGAGCGAGGUGUCGGCUCUCUAGCUUUUUCCAAAGCUGACUCUGGACAGCACUUGAGUGUGAUUGACGACUGUAAUGAUCACAUGCUGACGGUUUGGGACUGGCAGAAGAAGUCAAAGAUCGCUGAGAUCAAGACCACUAAUGAAGUGGUCCUGGCCGUGGAGUUCCACCCGACUGACCCCAACACCAUUGUCACCUGCGGGAAGUCCCACAUCUUCUUCUGGACCUGGAGCGGGAACUCUCUGGCCCGGAAACAGGGGAUCUUUGGGAAAUUUGAGAAGCCGAAAUUCAUUCAGUGUCUGGCCUUCCUGAAUUCUGGAGACAUCCUGACCGGAGACUCUGGAGGAGUCCUGCUGGUCUGGACCCGGAGCACAGCUGAGACCCCGACUGGCAAAGGACCCCGAGCGUUUCAGAUCAGUCGGCAGGUCAAAGGUCACGAGGGCAGUGUGUUCUGUGUGUGUGAGAUGAGAAGCGGCACUCUGCUGACCGGAGGAGGAAAAGACAGAAAAAUCAUCCUGUGGGACCACGAGCUGAGAGCCGAGAGGGACAUUGAGGUCCCUGAUCAGUAUGGAACCAUCAGAGCGGUGUCUGAGGGGAGGGGGGACGAGUUUCUUGUUGGAACAUCUCGUAACUUUAUCCUGAGAGGAACCUUCAAUGACGGCUUUCUGGUGGAGGUCCAGGGACACACAGACGAGUUGUGGGGACUGGCGUCCCACCCGUCCAGGGGGACAUUUCUGACGUGCGCUCAGGACCGGCUGGUCUGUCUCUGGAGCUCCGAGGAUCAUCGACUGCAGUGGAGCCGAAUGCUGGAGGAACAUGGACACUGUGCAGACUUCCACCCCAGCGGAGCCGUGGUAGCCAUUGGAACACACUCUGGAAAGUGGUACGUUCUGGACGCUGAGACCACUGACCUGGUUGCGAUCCACACAGAUGGAAACGAGCAGCUGUCAGUGAUGCGCUUCUCUGUCGAUGGCAGCCUGCUGGCAGUCGGAUCUCACGAUAACUUUAUUUACCUCUACACCGUCUCCGAGAGCGGCAGGAAGUACAGCCGAUACGGGAAGUGCACGGAGGUCUGGGAUAAUUUUUUAAGGGUUGCCUUCAGUCUCUUAAAAAAAGCAGAGUGGAAACAGGUGACUCUUCUCUUCACAGCGAGGAUGUGAAUCAGGAUUUUAAGUCCUGUCUACACCCACCAACAUCCAUAAAACAGUGACAUGUUCUUAGUGAUCGCCACUCCCACACCUGCACCGCAGUCAGUACUAUUGGUAGAUGGCAUCAGGCAUGAUCACUGCAAGACCAAAACCAAAGACCAAGAUCCAGUUGGCAACCGGGAUCCAAGAAAUCCAUGAGACAAGAGAGCACAAAGACUCGGGAGAAGAAGCAGAGUUAGUGACCUACAGGACUAGGACAUGAAUAGAGAGAAGGAGAGAGGAGCUCAGUGUGUCACAGGAAGUCCCCCAGCAGACUAUAUCAGCGUAACUAAGGGCUGGUCCAAUGUAAGCCUGAGCCAGCCCUAACUAUAAACUUAACCAAAGAGGAAAGCCUGA
Molecule: messenger RNA, 1687 nt
Organism: Plectropomus leopardus (leopard coralgrouper)
Lineage: Eukaryota; Metazoa; Chordata; Actinopteri; Perciformes; Serranidae
Source: RefSeq, a predicted model, not a curated record